AUGGCGGAAUUUUAUAACAAUGGUUACGACGAAGAGGUGCGCUUGGGGAACCUGCAAAAGCGAUUCGCGGCUCUUCUUUGCUUGAGCGAAAGGGAACACUCUAAAAGAGACGCAGCUGACGGCCUCCUAUCCUUAUGUGAAAAUAGUACAACAUCCCGUGAUAUCCAAAAGGACCAAGACGAACUUCUUGUUUUAAAGAAAAAAGAUGCUGCUGCUCAAACCAACCUAACUCAUGAACAUCUUAAAACUUAUGCGACUGAGUCAUUUGUUAACACCAGCAGUAUACAGAAAUGCAUGUUUUUAGAAAAUGUGGUUAAUGAUUCAGCCCAUUAUACAGGCCUACCAGGUGAAAUGUUGAAAAUACUUUUUGAGUUCGUGAAAGCAAAGGCUUCCAGGCUUAUCAAAUGGAAAGGGAAGAAAACAGCAAAAUAUAAACAAGAAAAAAGAGCAGUGCUAGGGUACAGUAAUAUAUAAUCAUACAUAUUGCUCAAGUAAAUACUCAAGUUAAUAGUUGUGUAAUGCAGUUAAUAGCUCCCUAUGUAUAAUGAAUGAUAAGCACUUAAUCAUUUUUAUAGAUCCACAAAACUUCUACAUGGGCUAAACUUUCAGUUUAUGAGCAAUUUAUAUUCACAUUGGUCAGGAUCAAAAGAUUCCCUAGUCUCAAGAUGUUAUGUGAUUUAUUUGGAGUGUCAGAAACUGUUGGUAGCAGCAUAUUCUUGACAUGGGUGAAGUUUCUUGAGAAGGAAUUAAAGUGAUUUAUUCCAUUUACCACUUUGAAAGACAUGGAAGGAAUAAC
Xenia sp. Carnegie-2017 is the source of this 796-nucleotide messenger RNA. RefSeq lists its product as uncharacterized. The transcript has 3 exons. Bases 1 to 474 code for a protein of 157 amino acids. Lineage: Eukaryota; Metazoa; Cnidaria; Anthozoa; Malacalcyonacea; Xeniidae. The record is from RefSeq and is a predicted model, not a curated record.